AUGCAUCUUUCCGUACUCCUCGGCCUCGGCGCCGCUGCUGUUUCCAGCGCUUCCCGAAACAUCAUCUACUAUGACCAAUGGCACACCAAGGACCUUCCCUCCAAGGAUAUCACUAGCGGCGUCACCCACGUCAUGAUGUCCUUUGCCAACUCUUCCCUCUUCACCACCCAGCCUGGUGGAAAGUACGAGCCCUUCCAGCCUCUCGACAAGGUCCGUAGCCUCUUCGACCACGACAUCAAGGUCUGCCUUGCUGUUGGUGGCUGGGGUGACAACGCUGGCUUUGACGAGGGUGUCAAGACCGAUCGCAGCCGCGAGAGGUUCGCCCGAAACGUCGCUUCUACUCUUGACCGACUUGGCUUCGACUGUGUCGAUAUCGACUGGGAGUACCCCGGUGGUAACGGUCAGGACUACAAGCAAGUCCCCAACUCCAAGAAGACCUACGAGAUCAAGGCUUUCCCCAAGCUUCUCAAGGAGAUCAAGAAGUUCAUUGGAGAGAAGGAGCUUUCCAUCGCUGUCCCUGCUCUUGAGCGUGACAUGAUCGCUUAUCUUCCUACUGAGGCUCCUCUCAUCAACAAAUACGUCGACUAUGUCAACGUUAUGACCUACGAUCUCAUGAACCGUCGUGAUCACUACACUACCCACCACGUCUCCAUCGCCGGCGCUACCCGUGCCAUUGACAAGUACAUCUCUCUUGGCUUCCCUCCCUCCAAGCUUGUCCUCGGAAUUCCUUUCUACGCCAAGUACUUCAUGACCAAGAAGGGCUACACUUGCACUGAGCCCAUCGGCUGCCCUACCGAGCUCCUCGAGAACCCUGAGGAUGGAAGCGACACCGGCAAGUCCGGUUCCAUGACCUUUGAGGCUGCCAACUUUGCUGCUGCUCCCACUAACCUGACUGCCUCUACUGAUGCUACCUGCGGUGCUGGUACCUUUUUCAAGUGCCCCGCAGGAUCCUGCUGUGCUGCCUCUGGCUGGUGUGGCUCUACUCCCGCUCACUGCGGCACUGGCUGCCAAUCUGCCUUCGGCAAGUGUGAUGGCGUUGACAUUAACAACUCAUUCCACAAGGCUCUCAAGAACGGCCGCACCGACACCGUCAACGGAGGCCAGUGGUACUGGGAUUCCGAGACCCGCAUCUUCUGGUCCUGGGAUACUGCUGAGCUCAUUGCCCAGAAGAUUGCCUUCAUGGCUCAGACUCGCGGUGUCAAGAGUGUUAUGGCCUGGGCUCUUGCUCUUGACAGCAACGACUGGAGCCACCUCAAGGCUAUGCAACAGGGAUUCAAGGACGUCAACGCUUAA
Molecule: messenger RNA, 1293 nt
Organism: Fusarium pseudograminearum CS3096
Lineage: Eukaryota; Fungi; Ascomycota; Sordariomycetes; Hypocreales; Nectriaceae
Exons: 5
Coding region: 1-1293 (430 amino acids)
Biological process (GO): chitin catabolic process; carbohydrate metabolic process
Cellular component (GO): extracellular region
Molecular function (GO): chitin binding; chitinase activity
Source: RefSeq, a predicted model, not a curated record